Kwoniella shivajii is the source of this 1851-nucleotide messenger RNA. RefSeq lists its product as uncharacterized. The record is from RefSeq and is a predicted model, not a curated record. NCBI's taxonomy places the organism in Eukaryota, Fungi, Basidiomycota, Tremellomycetes, Tremellales, Cryptococcaceae. The transcript is spliced from 10 exons. Bases 1 to 1851 code for a protein of 616 amino acids.
AUGAACAUCCGGAUUGACGAUGCUUCACCUCAAAUAAAAUAUUUUCAGAGCGACACGCUGAACGAAGGUUGGGUCGUUGAGCAUACUCCAACAUCAAAAUACUCAGAUAGGCUAACUGGCAAGUACAGUGAAUCAACCUUUCACGGCACGUUCUCAGAGUUAAGCAUAGGGGAUUACAUGGAAUACAGAUUUAAUGGAACUGGAAUCACCUUAUAUGGAGGCAAAAGACCUAAUCACGGAGUUUAUGGCGUCAAGAUCGAUAAUACGACGGAAGAAAGAUAUGAUGGAAAAGGAUCUGACACAUUUCAAGAGAUCUUAUACUCCAAAAUGGGUCUAGACGAGCAUGUGGAACAUGUCGUAAGAAUGGCUAAUUAUCCUUCGGCCACUCCUCAACGCAAAGGAGGUCUUUGGGUGGAUCUUGAUUAUAUUGAAAUUACUCAUACCAUUCCAUCUACGAUGUAUACGAGCUAUAUCGACGACGCAUCACCUUUGGUUACAUAUGAAGAGGGUUGGAUAUCUUACGGUUAUGGUACAGGUGGAUAUUACAAUCUCACUGAUCAUAUGAGCUCAACCAUUGGUUCAUCGAUGCAAGUCGGAUUUAAUGGUACCUCAAUACAACUAUUUGGAGGCAUCAACAACGAUCAUGCAGAGUAUUCAAUCAGUGUAGACGGUGGAGUGGAACAGGUAUAUAAUGCGAAUAACUGGGAGAUGGUUUUUCAAAUACCACUGUACACUGCUUCUGGACUUGUGAAAGGUGAACAUACGAUCCAAAUGACCAAUAGAGGUUUAUCAGGUCAAAAUGUGAUAGGAAUUGAUUACGCUAUUUUCAACUCGAGUGUAAACCCACCUGAAGCGGGUUCUGAUGGUAUCCAAGCUACCACUGCUAGCUCAGCAGGCCUCCCCUUUUCUACUACAUCCAGUUCAUCUGUUGGAGAUGGAGAUGGGAAUGAUCGUACUCACGUUCAAAGUGGAUCAUCAAAGUUGAAUGUGGCUGCUCUUUCAGGUGGAGUAGCAGGAGGUAUAGUCUUACUUGCUCUUCUAAUCGUGUUGUUAAUCUGGUUCUAUAAAAGAAGGAAGCAAGUUCAACAAGAGGAAACAAUAGAUCAGUAUCAUUCAGAAGGUUACAGACCAGGUAAUGCAUCUACAGGAAGAUUGGAUUUAGUCAGUAUCAAGAGCCCGCCAGCUUUCGACCUCACCUCAAUUUCGAGGAGGAGAAAUUACACUCCUACUCAUUCAAUGAUGAGUGAUAACACCUGUACUCAAUAUCAAAGAUCUCACGGAAACUCAAAUUCUAAUCCGUAUUCAUCUAGUCCAAAUCUAUCUACCCCAGGUAUUGAUUACUUUUCCCUUCCACCAGCUACAACAACUCCAAUCUGUAAUUCCUCAGCUAUCUCUCAUCUAUCUACACACUAUCAACCAGUCUAUUCUGCAACACAAAUGAAAUCACCUUCAGAAGAUAUCUGGCCAAUAUCCAAUUUAUCCCCCAAUUCUACCCACUCCUCGUUAUCACCCUCUGGAAUCCUCUUCCCUAGCUCCAAGAGUGACAGACACCCAUUCGGAUCACCUAUGUCAGAUCGCGGAACCGGGUUGACACCUGUCUGUGAAAAUAAUGCAGCAGGCAUGUCGCUGGGUUUUCCGUCGGUUGGCAAAAGCUCAGCAAAUAUCAUUAAAGCCUCUAAUGGAACUUCACCACAUACUCAACUGUCGCCACGCACUGAUCGUGAUAUACUACCAGACACAGCCAGUUCGGAUAAGACUGUAUACACUUCCAAAACGGGUAUAAGCUCAGCGAAGGACGGUACGAGUGAUCAAGAUCAACGACGGGGAGGAAGGGGUUUCGCUUGGGGCUGA